CAAACUGCGCGGUUGUUUCGGUCUGUUCUUGUGUUAAGAAUAUUUUAAUAGUGAAUAUUUAAUUAAAGUACUGAUUUUAAGUUUUCUUUAUUUAUAACAAGUAGUAAAUAAAUUUCUUACUGUAUUUUUAUAAAAAUUAGUUUCACUUAUCUUGUAUUGGGAAAAGUUGAUAAUAUAUGAUUUGAUUCUUUAUCAAUUUUCAAACUAGGUCUGCAACGAAUAUGUAUAAUCAGCUGAAGCUUUGGAAUAAUCUCUCUAGAUUUUCACAGUGUAACAAAAAGAAGUUACAUGUAUGGACAAAAGAGUUUGUUAAGUUUUCUUCUGAGGUUCGAGAUGGUUUGUCACAAUCAGCUCCUAUAGUUGCUCUUGAAAGUACAGUCAUCACUCAUGGUUUGCCUUUUCCUGAUAACUUAAGUACUGCUUCAAAAAUGGAGGAAGUUGUUAGAAACAACAAAGCUAUUCCAGCUACAAUUGGAAUUAUAGAUGGCAUAAUUCAUAUAGGCAUGAGUAAAAAUGAAUUGGAAAUUUUGGCAUCAAAGAAUAGAACUUUGACAAAAAUAUCUCGUAGAGAUCUUCCAUAUGUUAUGAGCAAAAAAAUGAGUGGUGGAACAACUGUUUCAGCAACUAUGAUAUUGGCUCAUAAAGCUGGUGUACCUAUCUUUGCUACAGGUGGGAUAGGAGGUGUUCAUCGGGAGGGCGAAAAUACUAUGGAUGUCAGUGCAGAUCUUUAUGAACUUGCCCGAACUCCUUUGACUGUUGUUUCUGCUGGUGUGAAAUCAAUUCUCGAUAUUGACCGUACUUUGGAAUAUUUAGAAACCUUAGGAGUCUGUGUUGCUUCAUUUGGCCCUUCAAAGGAUUUUCCAGCUUUUUUUACUCCAAAAAGUGGGUUUUUCGCUGCUUGCCAUGUUUCAAAUCCAAAAGAAGCUGCUGAGCUUAUUGAUUCCAGAGAUAAAUUAGAGUUAGAUAGUGGCCUUCUUCUAGCCGUACCAAUAUCUGAAGAAUUUUAUGAAGACGGUCUUGAAACGGAAUCUGUUAUUGAAGAAGCUUUAAAUGAUGCCAAAGCCAAUGGCGUUAAGGGAAAGGAUGUCACGCCAUUUGUCUUGAAUAGAGUUCGUGAACUCAGUGACGGAGCUUCAUUGAGAGCUAAUAUCGGACUCCUGAUGAAUAACGCUAAAGUUGCUUCUCAAAUUGCAGUGAAUCUUAAUAAUCUGAAGAAUAGGUCUGGUGGAACUGGCUCAUCAAGAGUUCUUCAAAAUUCAUGUAAAAGUAUUGAUAAGAAAUCUUGUUUUGGGAGACCGGUCGUGGUUGGAGGAUCUGUCCUGGAUAUCCACGUUAAGGCUCUCGAAGAUGUCAAAAUGGAUGGUAGAACUCUUGCCGGACAGGUGGGCAGUACAGCUGGAGGUGUCGGACGUAAUCUGGCUGACGGCAUGUCCAGACUUGAAUUAAAUCCAUUCUUCAUCUCGGCAGUGGGUGUCCAAGAACAUUCCCAAGCUCUACUCAGUAAAAUGCGGCACAUGGAUAUCAGUGGCAUAAAACUAGUACCAGACUCCAGGACAGGUGUAUGUAUAAUUAAUAUAGACCAGUACGGAGAGUGUCUCUAUGUUAUAGGUGAUAUGGAUAUCCACGACCGCAUAACAAGGGAUCUAGUUGAGGAACACAAAGAAGUAAUCAGUAAAGCACCUUUACUUAUUAUGGAUGGGAACAUUCCACUAGAAACAAUGGACUACUUACUGAAGAUGUGUGGGGAAAACAAUGUGCCAAUAUGGUUUGAACCUACAGACCUUAGCAAAGCUCAUCGCCCUUUCCUGUCUUCUACAUUGUGGAAAUCAGCCUUGUCAUAUGCCACCCCAAACAUGAAUGAACUCAGAAUCAUGUACAACACUAUUUUUGAUAAAAAUGUGCCACUCUCAUCAGGCGUUCGAGAACAUUUGAAUGUUACUUUGGAAGAAGCCUUGGAAUUGGGUAAGCCUUUACUGGACGGAAGUUUUCACACACUUGUGGUCACACUCGGUGCUCACGGAGUCCUCGUCAUUUCCAAUUUGCAGUCAACGUCCUUCUUAGUCGGAAAAUUGACCUCUCAAAAAGGCGAACUAAGAGCAACAUAUUAUCCAUCUUUGAAGACAAAUAGUAUAGUGAGUGUGUCUGGUGCAGGAGACUGUUUUGCAUCUGGUAUGAUAGGAGGAAUACUAAGAGGAUUGCCCCGAGAUUUUUGUGUUCAAGUUGGACAAAGGGCAGCCAUUUUGUCUUUAGCUUCCCAUUUAACAGUUCCUGAAACAAUCAGUCCACAGAGUGUUUUCUUCCCUGAAGAUUUCAACAAAGAAUCUCUGAUUAUUUGUUGAUAAAAACUACAAUUAAUGGAUAUACGCACUUUUUUUUAAAAAAAAUAAAAUAUAUUUUUUCAUGCAUCUUGGUGUUAAUAAUUAGCGUUGAUCUAUCCUUUCAAAUCAUAUAUUUGUUAAUAAAAUAAAUUUGAAUUGUA
Messenger RNA from Parasteatoda tepidariorum (common house spider), 2479 nucleotides. RefSeq lists its product as uncharacterized. Gene Ontology annotation, molecular function: pseudouridylate synthase activity; hydrolase activity, acting on glycosyl bonds; kinase activity. The record is from RefSeq and is a predicted model, not a curated record. NCBI's taxonomy places the organism in Eukaryota, Metazoa, Arthropoda, Arachnida, Araneae, Theridiidae. Gene Ontology annotation, cellular component: cytoplasm.